This is a messenger RNA of Chaetura pelagica (chimney swift), 1800 nucleotides long. RefSeq names its product protein inhibitor of activated STAT, 2 (gene PIAS2). Gene Ontology annotation, molecular function: transcription coregulator activity; zinc ion binding; SUMO ligase activity. NCBI's taxonomy places the organism in Eukaryota, Metazoa, Chordata, Aves, Apodiformes, Apodidae. The record is from RefSeq and is a predicted model, not a curated record. The coding region runs from base 1 to 1800 and encodes 599 amino acids. The transcript has 14 exons. Gene Ontology annotation, biological process: protein sumoylation; regulation of transcription by RNA polymerase II.
AUGAUAUCAAGUUUUCGUGUUUCUGAACUACAAGUGUUGCUGGGGUUUGCGGGGCGGAAUAAAAGCGGGCGGAAACAUGACCUCCUGAUGAGGGCACUGCACUUACUGAAGAGCGGCUGCAGCCCAGCAGUUCAGAUCAAGAUCCGGGAACUCUACAGGCGUCGGUACCCGCGGACAAUUGAAGGACUUUCAGACCUGUCAGCCAUAAAACCUGCUGUUUUCAACUUGGACAGCAGUCCCUCUCCUGUCGAGACUGACCUGGCUGUUGCUGGUAUCCACUCGCUCCCUUCUACUUCGGUCACGCCUCAGUCUCCUGCCUCGCCUGUCAGUUCUGUGCUCCUCCAGGACACUAAGCCCCACUUUGAGAUGCAGCAGCCAUCUCCUCCGAUUCCACCCGUUCAUCCUGAUGUUCAGUUGAAAAGCCUGCCUUUUUACGAUGUGCUUGAUGUGCUCAUAAAGCCUACAAGUCUAGUACAGAGCAGUAUUCAGCGGUUCCAAGAAAAGUUUUUUAUCUUUGCUUUAACACCUCAGCAGGUCAGAGAAAUCUGUAUUUCCAGAGACUUCUUGCCAGGGGGCAGACGAGAUUACACAGUCCAAGUUCAGCUGAGGUUGUGCCUAGCAGAGACAAGCUGCCCUCAAGAAGAUAAUUACCCUAAUAGUUUGUGUAUUAAAGUGAAUGGGAAACUGUUUCCAUUGCCGGGAUAUGCUCCACCGCCAAAAAAUGGAAUUGAACAGAAGCGACCUGGACGCCCCUUGAAUAUAACCUCUUUAGUUAGGCUAUCAUCAGCAGUGCCAAACCAGAUUUCUAUUUCCUGGGCUUCUGAAAUUGGAAAGAAUUACUCCAUGUCUGUGUAUCUCGUUCGUCAACUCACUUCAGCUAUGCUUCUGCAGAGAUUAAAAAUGAAAGGCAUCAGAAACUCUGAUCAUUCCAGAGCACUAAUUAAAGAGAAACUAACUGCAGAUCCUGAUAGUGAGAUUGCCACAACCAGUCUGCGGGUAUCUCUGAUGUGUCCUCUGGGGAAGAUGAGACUGACAAUCCCAUGCCGGGCUGUUACUUGCACACACCUGCAAUGUUUUGAUGCUGCUCUUUAUCUUCAAAUGAAUGAAAAAAAGCCUACCUGGAUCUGCCCUGUCUGUGACAAGAAGGCAGCCUACGAGAGCCUCAUAUUAGAUGGGCUUUUCAUGGAAAUUCUUAAUGAAUGUUCAGAUGUGGAUGAGAUCAAAUUCCAAGAAGAUGGCUCCUGGUGCCCCAUGAGACCAAAGAAAGAAGCUGUGAAAGUCUCAAGUCCACAGUGCACCAAAAUAGAAAGUUCCAGUGUUGUUAGCAAACCCUGUUCUGUGACAUUGGCCAGUGAGGUCAGCAAGAAGAAAGUUGACGUUAUUGACUUGACAAUAGAAAGCUCUUCUGAUGAAGAGGAAGAUCCUCCUGCCAAAAGGAAGUGCAUAUUUAUGUCUGAAACACAAGGAAGCCCAAACAAAGGGGUUCUCAUGUAUCAGCCAUCUUCUGUCAGAGUGCCCAGCGUGACAACCGUCGAUGCUGCUGCUAUUCCUCCCUCGUUAACAGACUACCCGGUACCAUUCCAUCAUCCACCAAUAUCCAGUAUUUCAUCAGACUUGCCAGGUCUGGAUUUUCUUUCACUAAUCCCAGUUGAUUCACAGUACUGUCCUCCUAUGUUUUUGGAUAGUCUCACCUCAACCUUAACAAGCAGCACGCCUGGCAGCAUCAUCACAUCCAGCAGCCACCAGGAGAGCAGCACCCACGUUAUUUUUCCACAAAUGCAACGAAAUCCUAAGCUGUGA